AUGACCCUGACAACCCGCCGCAUCCCCAAAAUUGGAAUCAUGUCCACCGCGAACUGGACCGUCAACGAGGGCAGCCUGCACGAGACGGCGUUCCUCCCGCGCGAGCACAGCGUGCGCCUCGAGAGGGGCGCGUUCAUGCCCAAGGAGCGCGGGAACCACUUCUUCGAGCGGCACCGCCUCCGUCUGGUCUUCGACCCGGCGCCGCUGCCGGGGAAGGAGCACUGGCGGUAUAAGCCCGCGGCGGAGGCGUUGAGGUUCUGGGAGAGGGACACGUUUUAUGCGGGGCAGGUUGCGGAGGGGGAAGGGGAAGGGGGAAGGUGCUUUGGGGGAUGA
This is a messenger RNA of Colletotrichum karsti, 333 nucleotides long. RefSeq lists its product as uncharacterized. The transcript has a single exon. Bases 1 to 333 code for a protein of 110 amino acids. The record is from RefSeq and is a predicted model, not a curated record. NCBI's taxonomy places the organism in Eukaryota, Fungi, Ascomycota, Sordariomycetes, Glomerellales, Glomerellaceae.